GGUUAAUGAAAUCACUGGUUGUUCAGAUGCCCUCCGUGUCUCCAGAAUGUCACCAAGUGAUGUUUAAUCAUGAGAUAACAGCUGUUCUUACAGAUGUACAAGAAAACUCACCGGGGCAUAGAGCUGGAUUGGAGCCAUUCUUUGAUUUUAUCGUGUCCAUUAAUGGUUCAAGAUUGAAUAAAGACAAUGACACUCUCAAGGACCUGCUGAAAGCAAAUGUUGAAAAACCUGUAAAAAUGCUUGUGUACAGUAGCAAAACACUGGAACUGAGAGAAACAUCAGUAACCCCCAGCAACAUGUGGGGUGGACAGGGCCUGCUGGGAGUGAGCAUUCGCUUCUGCAGUUUUGAUGGGGCCAAUGAAAACGUCUGGCACGUCUUGGAAGUGGAACCAAAUUCUCCUGCUGCAUUAGCUGGACUUAGACCUCAUAGUGACUAUAUCAUUGGAGCAGAUACUGUAAUGAAUGAGUCUGAAGAUCUCUUUUCCCUUAUUGAAACACAUGAAGCAAAGCCAUUAAAACUUUAUGUGUACAACACAGACACAGAUAAUUGUCGGGAAGUGGUGAUUACUCCAAAUUCUGCCUGGGGUGGAGAAGGCAGCCUAGGAUGUGGCAUUGGUUAUGGAUAUUUGCAUAGGAUACCUACUCGUCCAUUUGAAGAGGGGAAGAAAAUUUCUCUCCCAGGACAGUUGCCUAGUGCAUCUCUGAGCCCCCUCAAGGAUGGUUUCACAGAGGUUCAGCUGUCAUCAGUUAAUCCGUCAGCCACUCUCCCUCCUGGGUCAGCAGGCCUUGAGCAGAGUCUUUCAGGACUUUCUAUUAGCUCACCUUCAACUACUGUCAGUAAUGUUCUCAGCACAGGUGUUCCAACAGUUCCAUUAUUACCACCACAAGUCAGUCAGUCCCUUACCUCUGUGCCACCAGUUAACCCAGCAACUACCUUACCAGGUCUGAUGCCAUUACCAGCAGGGCUUCCUAACCUGCCUGAUCUGUCCAAGCUUAAUUUACCUGCACCACAGAUUGUUCCAGAAAUCAUACAGCCUGGUUUGCAGCCCCUUCCCCCCUUGCCACCUCUGCAUCUGAUGGGAAUAACGCCUCUAUCAAUGCCACCCAAGUGUGUUCCUAUGCUUCCUUUGGGCACAGAGGCAUCUACAGUGCCUACAGAUUUGCUUCCCUCUAUUACUCAAGCUGGAAGCUUUUCCAUCAAUCCUGGCACUACUGAAAAUGUAGAGGAGACCUCUGCACUCACCUUGGAUAAUGCAACUCCAACUUCCAGGGCAAUUGUUGUUGACAGAUCAAAUGAAUCCUCCACAGCUAAUGAGAAAACAACUGGAAUCACAGAUACACAAGCUUCUGAAUCAUAACUCCAGAUCACUCUGUUGGAUUGGCUUGGUAUUUAUUUAGCCAUGGGAUACAUAUUUGAAAAGCAAGCGAUCAUUAAUUUCAUACUAGUUUGUACUUAAUCUUUAGAAGUCCUGUAAAUAAUAUGGAGGUAUAAUAAAAAUAAAAGGGGAUUUAUAAAGGGGG
This is a messenger RNA of Ficedula albicollis (Collared flycatcher), 1521 nucleotides long. It is a transcript of the gene GORASP2, whose product is annotated as golgi reassembly stacking protein 2. Gene Ontology annotation, cellular component: Golgi apparatus. The record is from RefSeq and is a predicted model, not a curated record. The coding region runs from base 6 to 1358 and encodes 450 amino acids. Gene Ontology annotation, biological process: Golgi organization. The transcript has 10 exons. NCBI's taxonomy places the organism in Eukaryota, Metazoa, Chordata, Aves, Passeriformes, Muscicapidae. Gene Ontology annotation, molecular function: protein binding.